AUUUAUAGAUAAAGGAGAGGGCAAAAGAAGGCAAAUAUAUGUGAGCUUUCCCCGUCCAAUCAAAACAGUCAAAAUCUGCGUUUCGCUAUCUCACAUCAAGCUCCACCGAGACUAUUUCAUCUAAAUCGAACUGCAUCCUCAGAACAUGUUUUUAGAUGCUCAGAUUCCUGGUUUACUGGAUUCAAGGGAACUAUCAGAGUUUAUUUCCAAUGAAAAUAUCGAGGUAAAUGAUGGGCUUGUUGUUAAAAACAGUCCUUUUGGUGGCAUCGGGCUAUUUUAUCGAGACCAAUCAACUCAAAAUGAUGGGGGACUCCAGAAAAUUGAAUUGCUAAGAAUUCCUCGAAACUCGACUAUAUCAUUGAAUAGCUUCAUGGUUGUUUUAAAAAAACAAAAAAAAUACGAAAGCGACAAAUUUGAUUUAAUUGGUAAAAUAAUCUCAAUAAAUGAUGGUGUCCAUCAAGUUCCAAUUAUCAAAGAGAGUGCAUUCAUGAACAAAAUCUUGACAAUCGAAAUGGAUUCACUUAGUGAACUUAAUAUUUUGAAAAAAAUUUGUAUAGGAUUGAGUUUUUUGUUCAAUUAUAGGAAUCAUAUGAUUGAAACCACCAAAAAUAACAAUGUAUUGUCUACAGAUGAGUCUGAUGCUAUCAUCAAAUACAUUGAGAAGCAACCUUUGCUAAAAUUCAAUACAUAUCUUAAGAUUUUAUUAAAUACAGAAAUCUCAACUUUUGAUAACAUCAUCAAUCAGAAAUAUAAAAAUGAAGAUUCACUUGAAAACAUUUUGACAGAAUUUAAAGAUCUCUACAAAGGAUAUAGAAAAAUAGAGUACAAUAUUGAAAGCAUAAUUUAUGAGCGAAAUGAACUAUACAAUGAUAUAAUCGAUGCAUUUAGCGAUGUAUGUGUUUCUACCACCAAUGGAAAGAGUUCUGUGGAUUUUAAAACGAUUAUAUCUUCAACUUUUUUAAAGCAAAGUGAAUUUCAUCAGAUAAUUUCAGCACUUAAAUCAAGAAGUUUGGAGAUUCCAAGAUCUAUAGAUAGUGACGAGAUGGGAGCCGAUAAUGAUGGUUCUAAAAAUGAAGACUUUAAGGUUGAUAUUUUAUUAGUUCCAAUUUUAGAUUUUGCCAAUCACAACAACAAUAAAUCAAGUUUUAAUUCGUAUUUUGAUGUUGACAGGAAAAACGGUGAUAUUUUAUUGUAUUAUGAGAAAAAGAAUAAAUUCAAUUUGAAUCAGGAAUUAGAUACAAAAACAGAACCAUUGAUUGAAAUUUUUAUAUCGUAUUCUCCAAUUGAAGAUUUCAGUGAGUUUAUAAAUAAUUAUGGAUUUUUACCAAUUAAUGAUGACAACUAUUUUGAUUUUAAAUUGUUUGAGACAUCAUUAUUCAGCAUUGAUGGGGAAAUUUUAUCUAAUUUAUUUCAAGACGAUUCAAAUAAGUCACCAGUUAGGAAAUUGCCUAAAGAAUUUUUUCAAAUUUGUAAAUGGUUAAAAUUUUUACCAAAUUUACAAUUUUUGAUUAAAUUUUCUAAGAAUGGAUUUGAAGAUAUUAAAAUUAACAGAUAUUAUAUUGAUAUAUUCGGUAAUGAUCAAGAGACAAUAAACAAUUCCAAAAUUAAGAAUUACGAGUUUUUGUAUUUUUUCAAUGACUUAAUAAAAUUUUCAUACAAUUCUGAUUGGAAAGCUACUUACUAUGAGUAUUCUGGGGAGCUUUAUCAAGAGCAAUGGGAUGCUAUAGAAAAUGAAGAAGAAAGACCUAACAUAGAGACAAUUGAUUAUAUUUUACAUGCUAAUGAAUCCGAAGAUGAUUUUAUGAUGAUAUCGCAAGUUGGAAUCGGUUAUUCAAGCUUACCAAGUCAUGGCAAUAAUAAAAAUAAUGAAGAUGAUGGAGAUGAUGGAGAUGAUGAUGAUAAUGAUGAUGAUAAUGAUGACCAAAUUCCCGAGGGUUUAGAAAAAUUGGUGGAUUUUGGAGAAUAUAUUGAUAAUGAUGAAAAGACAUUUUCCAAUUUUAUAAAGUUUUUUAAAGAUAUUUAUUCAAAUUAUAGAAUAAACCAAUUAAAUGAGUUUUCAAAAAAAUUCAAAAAGAAUAUGAAAAAGAAAAACUCAAUUAACAUUUUAAUCAAUUUUGAGAUACAACUAUGGGAAGGUAUCAGUAAAAGAUUGGAAAAAAUAAGCAAAAUUGAUGAAUUGUUUAUAGAAUAUAGUGAUGAAGAAUUUAAUGAAGAAUGGUUAGAGCUUAGAUAUCAACCCAAACUUCCUGUUUAUUCUAAAUAUUCUGAAUAUUUAUUAUAAUGCAUAAUUUAAAAGACAAUAGCUGUAAAUAAAUAAAUAGAUCCAAAUAAACGCAAACUUAGAAGCA
This is a messenger RNA of Ascoidea rubescens DSM 1968, 2348 nucleotides long. It is a transcript of the gene CTM1, whose product is annotated as cytochrome c lysine N-methyltransferase. The coding region runs from base 146 to 2281 and encodes 711 amino acids. The transcript has a single exon. NCBI's taxonomy places the organism in Eukaryota, Fungi, Ascomycota, Saccharomycetes, Ascoideales, Ascoideaceae. The record is from RefSeq and is a predicted model, not a curated record.